Danaus plexippus (monarch butterfly) is the source of this 600-nucleotide messenger RNA. RefSeq names its product zinc finger protein 91-like. The record is from RefSeq and is a predicted model, not a curated record. Gene Ontology annotation, molecular function: RNA polymerase II cis-regulatory region sequence-specific DNA binding; DNA-binding transcription factor activity, RNA polymerase II-specific. Gene Ontology annotation, biological process: regulation of transcription by RNA polymerase II. The transcript has 4 exons. Bases 1 to 600 code for a protein of 199 amino acids. Lineage: Eukaryota; Metazoa; Arthropoda; Insecta; Lepidoptera; Nymphalidae.
AUGAACACGCAAACAGAGCCGUUGGACCUCUCGAUGAAAAGGAAGCCGGCGAAGCUUGGCGUCGUUGACUUAAGGUUCCUGGCCGGUCUCAAUGAACACUUGGUGAAAUUAUACGAGCAGACGUACGCGGACGGAAAGAGAGCCCUGGGGCUUCAACAGAGGAAUGGGAUCAAAAACAUCCUGCCGUGUCAAGUCUGCUUCAAAACCUUCGACCGCCCCUCAUUAUUGAAACGGCAUAUGAGGACUCACACAGGUGAGAAGCCACACAUUUGCAGCGUCUGCAGCAAGGGAUUUAGCACUUCCAGCUCUCUAAACACACAUCGCAGAAUACACACAGGAGAGAAACCUCACAAGUGUUCUGAGUGCGGCAAAUGUUUCACAGCCAGCUCUAACCUCUACUACCACAGAAUGACUCAUACUAAGAAUAAACCGCACAAAUGCGUCAUAUGUCCACGCUCGUUUCCCACGCCUGGAGAGCUACGAGCUCAUCACGCGUCCCACGGGAUGCCCAGAAGUGGUUUAUCAGGUUUAAAUGGGAUAAAACACCGACAGGGUUUAUGGCCCUUUAUGUCGCCACAGACUAUAAGAUCCCGCCAAUAA